CGAUUAUUGUGCGAACUUCAUGGACGUCGCAGCGCUUGCGGAUCUGCUGCCAACGGACGCCCUUGUGAUCGUUGGCAUCAGCUGGCUGUUGUUCUUCCUGUUUGCCUAUGCCUUCUUCUCCAUGUGGCUGUUCCAAGACUACGAAGUCAGGGACACAGGCGUGUUUUCGCGCUUCCUGUUCUGCGUCACGUUCAUGCUGUCGUUUAGCAUCUUCGAGGUGUUGAUCUUUGAGCUCGCCGACAUUCUACGGCCAGCGACUCGACAGCUUAUCUGGCAAAUCGACUUGGUUGGGCUGGCCUUCCUCAUUGCGUACAUGAUCCCUGUGAUGCAGUUCUACACCAUGGCGCGGGAACAACGCCUCAAGCGCCAUCAAGCCAUCGUGGUCACGAUCGUCUUGGAAGUGAGUUUCCUCUACGCGUUUUGGAAGUCUGGCGAGUACGUGCCGUCCUUGCCCUUGCCUCCAACAAGCAGCACGGGCGCAGCCGAAGACACGUCGUACUGGGUGGGCUUGUUCUCGUUGGAAGGGUUCAUCAGUCGCGUGGGCUUUCUUGGCGUCAACUUCAUGGCCAUCUUGUCCGGGUUUGGGGCUGUGAACAUGCCGUACGAGUCCAUGACGAUCUUUUGGCGCAGCGUGGCCGAAGAAGACAUCCUCGGUCUGGAGCGCCGCGUCCGCCAAAACUUGGACAUGAUUGUGAUCAAGAAGAAGCGCAUUGCGUACGAAGUGCACGCCGCCAGGCGGACAGACACUGGUCAACGCUCGUCUUUGAACCCGAUACUCGGAAAGCUAUGGAGUGCCAUGUUUCACAAGCAAAACGACACGGAGUCGUACGUGCAGAAUUUACAAGGCGAAGUGUCCGUGUUGGAAACGUUGGGCAAAGAAUUAUUCUUGGAACUGCAUGCCAUGCGCGAGUUGCAGCACCGUGCAGUGGAGAAGCGGACGUUGAAAGGACGAGUGUUCAACUGGAUCGGCAUGGCGUUUUGCGGCUUUUGCGUGUACAAGAUGAUCAUGAGCACCGUCAAUGUCGUGUUCCGGCGGGACCGAGACACCGACCCCAUCACGAAUGUCGUGGUCAAACUGCUGUAUCUGUGGCCGUCGCUCCACUCGUGGAUCAACGUCCGGUUCAUGGCGAAUGUGUCGUCCCUGGUGUUUGUGGGCAUUUUGGUCUUUACGCAGACUCGCGGCUUCCUCCUCCUCGUGUUAAAGUGCUUUCGCUUUUUGUCGAGCAGCGUCUCAUCCAAUUCGGUCGUGCUGUUGCUCGCAAACUUGAUGGGCAUGUACUUUGUGUCGUCGUUUGUCAUGAUGCGCAUGAAUUUGCAAGCCGACCACAAGUACAAAUAUAUAUAUAUACUAUACAAAAAAUAUAUACGUUUUUCAUACGAGUUGAUGAUAUCUUUUUCUAGGCGACACAUCGAUGCCGUGUUGGGCCCGAUCGAUUACUAUGGGUUUGCGUCCUGGUUUGACGUGUUGUUUGUCGUGAGUGCCACCGUGAGCAUUGGGCUCUUGGGGCUGCUCAACUACUCGAAACUGUCGCGGACGGCCCAAGAUAGUUUUAGUGCGUUCGACAAGUAUCCUUGAAGAGUUUUGUUAAUUUAAUCGUCUUCGUACCGCAUCGACCCUUGCCCUUCCCACGCCGCGGCGGCGAGGCGGCUCGAGUCGGCGGCAUGAUGCCGCGCCGAUCGAAAUGCUCCAAAGUCGCCUUCUUCGGCCACGACGCGCAUCGAGUUUGUCCGCGCCUUGGGCUGUAAGUUGGCAUUGACCAGACGAGGGGCCCCACUGGUACUGCUACUACUGCUGGUUGCUGCAGAAGCCUUUUGGAAUGGCGGCAUGGCGCGACGUUUUCCGGCCGCGGAUGCUCGUUGAAAUUGAGGAACCGACGAUCGAUUCGAAGCAUAUUCUAAGUCCAAGCGUUGUUGAUACUCGUGUUCGAC
This is a messenger RNA of Aphanomyces astaci, 1929 nucleotides long. RefSeq lists its product as hypothetical. Gene Ontology annotation, cellular component: membrane. The record is from RefSeq and is a predicted model, not a curated record. NCBI's taxonomy places the organism in Eukaryota, Oomycota, Saprolegniomycetes, Saprolegniales, Verrucalvaceae. The coding region runs from base 20 to 1576 and encodes 518 amino acids. The transcript is spliced from 5 exons.